Messenger RNA from Antechinus flavipes (yellow-footed antechinus), 6107 nucleotides. It is a transcript of the gene DNM3, whose product is annotated as dynamin 3. The coding region runs from base 117 to 2726 and encodes 869 amino acids. The record is from RefSeq and is a predicted model, not a curated record. Gene Ontology annotation, molecular function: GTP binding; GTPase activity; microtubule binding. Gene Ontology annotation, cellular component: microtubule; cytoplasm; membrane. Lineage: Eukaryota; Metazoa; Chordata; Mammalia; Dasyuromorphia; Dasyuridae. The transcript is spliced from 21 exons.
CCAGGACCCCGAGGGCAGCGGCGGCUUCUGGAAGCGAAGCUUGGGGAGGUUUGGGGUUCGGGACAGCCAGCCGAGGCCGGCCGGACGGCAGGCAGGCAGGCAGGCAGGCAGAAAAGAUGGGGAACCGGGAGAUGGAGGAGCUGAUCCCGCUGGUGAACCGGCUGCAGGACGCCUUUUCGGCGCUGGGGCAGAGCUGCCUUCUGGAGCUGCCGCAGAUCGCUGUGGUGGGCGGCCAGAGCGCGGGCAAGAGCUCGGUGCUCGAGAACUUCGUGGGCAGGGACUUUCUUCCUCGAGGGUCAGGCAUUGUAACGAGAAGGCCUCUUGUUCUACAGCUUGUCACUUCAAAAGCAGAAUAUGCUGAAUUCUUACACUGCAAAGGAAGGAAGUUUACAGAUUUUGAUGAAGUUCGUCAAGAGAUUGAAGCAGAAACAGAUCGAGUGACAGGAAUGAAUAAAGGCAUUUCAUCUAUACCUAUUAAUUUACGAGUCUAUUCCCCACAUGUGCUAAACCUAACCCUUAUUGACCUGCCUGGAAUUACUAAAGUCCCAGUAGGCGAUCAGCCACAAGAUAUUGAAUAUCAGAUUAGAGAAAUGAUUAUGCAGUUUAUCACUCGAGAAAACUGUUUGAUUUUGGCUGUUACACCUGCAAACACAGAUCUUGCCAACUCAGAUGCUCUGAAGUUAGCUAAAGAAGUUGACCCUCAAGGUCUGAGAACUAUUGGAGUCAUCACCAAACUUGAUCUCAUGGAUGAAGGAACUGAUGCAAGGGAUGUUCUGGAAAAUAAAUUGCUUCCUCUUCGAAGGGGUUAUGUGGGUGUGGUAAAUAGAAGCCAAAAAGACAUUGAUGGAAAGAAGGACAUUAAAGCAGCUCUACUGGCAGAAAGAAAAUUUUUUCUUUCCCACCCAGGCUACAGACACAUUGCUGAUCGAAUGGGGACACCACAUCUUCAAAAAGUUCUAAAUCAGCAACUUACUAACCAUAUUCGAGAUACAUUGCCAAGCUUCAGAAGCAAGCUUCAGGGACAAUUACUUUCCAUAGAACAUGAAGUAGAAGCCUACAAAAACUUCAAGCCAGAAGAUCCAACAAGAAAGACAAAGGCUCUGCUGCAGAUGGUUCAGCAGUUUUCAGUGGAUUUUGAGAAGAGAAUUGAAGGAUCAGGAGAUCAAGUAGAUACGUUGGAACUCUCAGGUGGUGCAAAAAUAAACCGCAUUUUCCAUGAACGAUUUCCUUUUGAGAUUGUAAAGAUGGAGUUUAAUGAGAAAGAACUGAGAAGAGAAAUAAGCUAUGCAAUCAAAAACAUUCAUGGUAUCAGGACAGGAUUAUUUACUCCAGAUAUGGCAUUUGAAGCAAUAGUUAAAAAACAAAUUGUAAAGCUAAAAGGACCUUCACUGAAGAGUGUAGACCUGGUGAUGCAGGAGUUAAUCAAUACUGUAAAGAAAUGUACCAAAAAGCUUGCAAACUUUCCAAGACUUUGUGAAGAAACAGAACGGAUUGUUGCUAACCACAUUCGUGAAAGAGAAGGAAAGACUAAAGACCAGGUAUUAUUGCUGAUUGACAUCCAGGUAUCCUAUAUUAACACCAACCAUGAAGACUUCAUUGGCUUUGCAAAUGCCCAGCAAAGAAGCAGUCAGGUUCACAAGAAGAGUGCAGUUGGAAAUCAGGGAACCAAUCUUCCGCCUUCAAGGCAAAUUGUCAUUCGGAAGGGAUGGUUAACAAUCAACAACAUUGGGAUCAUGAAAGGAGGUUCCAAGGAGUAUUGGUUUGUCCUUACUGCAGAAAGCUUGUCCUGGUAUAAAGAUGAUGAGGAAAAAGAAAAGAAAUACAUGCUUCCCUUGGACAACCUGAAAGUUCGAGAUGUGGAAAAAAGUUUUAUGUCUAGCAAGCAUAUCUUUGCACUUUUUAAUACAGAGCAAAGGAAUGUAUAUAAGGACUAUCGCUUUCUCGAAUUGGCAUGUGACUCCCAAGAAGAUGUAGAUAGCUGGAAGGCAUCUCUACUAAGAGCUGGUGUCUAUCCUGACAAAUCUUUAGCUGACAAUGAUGAGAGUGGUCAAGCAGAAAAUUUUUCCAUGGACCCACAAUUAGAGAGACAAGUGGAAACCAUUCGCAACCUUGUAGACUCCUACAUGUCAAUAAUCAACAAAUGUAUUCGAGACCUGAUUCCCAAAACAAUAAUGCACCUUAUGAUCAACAAUGUCAAAGACUUCAUAAACUCAGAGCUCUUAGCACAGUUAUAUUCCUCAGAGGACCAAAACACUUUGAUGGAAGAGUCAGCUGAGCAGGCUCAGCGCCGUGAUGAGAUGCUUCGAAUGUACCAAGCCCUUAAGGAAGCCCUCGUAAUUAUUGGUGAUAUCAAUAGUGCCACUGUGUCUACUCCUGCACCUCCUCCUGUGGAUGACUCCUGGCUCCAGCACUCUCGUAGAUCACCCCCUCCAAGCCCUACGAACCAAAGGAGACCAACACUAAAUGCUCCUCCAACCAGACCCACAUCAGGCCGAGGACCUGCUCCAGCAAUUCCAUCCCCAGGCCCCCAGUCUGGGGCUCCACCAGUACCAUUCCGUCCAGGACCUUUACCUCCUUUUCCUAGUAAUAGUGAUGCAUUUGGAGCACCUCCACAAGUUCCAUCCCGGCCAACACGGGCUCCUCCCAGUGUCCCAAGCCGGAGACCACCUCCAUCACCAACUCGUCCCACUAUAAUUCGUCCAUUAGAAUCUUCCCUCUUAGACUAAGUGAAAUUUCUGGCAUGGCAACUAAUUGCUAAUGAAUUAUAUGAAACCAACUAACUUGAUAACUGUUGCAAUAAAUCAUGAGUAGUCGCAUGUGUGGACAUCUGUAGGCAAGUAACCAGUUUUACUAAUACUUUCAUCAUUCAUUCUCCAUUGCCUGUGGCAUUUCCAAUCUUUGGGGAAGGUCCAUAAUGCUUCAACCCAUGAAAAUGACUGACCUUAUAGAAUCUUCACAUGGGCAGGGUUUGGGGUGCAUUCCUAUAUAAAGAAACAAGAACUUUGAGAAUAUAUAUUUUACCUGCUUAUGACUGAACUUGAUCUUUCCAAAUUUAAGACCAACUUGCUUUAAUGAUGUUUUUCCAUUAAGGAACAUUCCUGUGUAAUAAAGAAUAGUAAUAUUAUGCAACACAUACUUCUUUCCAUAAAUUCUAAUUAGGGUGAGAGGAAUUCAGUUGUCUGUUAUUAAAGCUGCUGCCUGCUCUGUAAUUACAUACUCAGAUUCCUUUACCCUCUCCUUCCUUUCACAGUCCUGCUGAGAAGUGGUUUCAUUAUGAUUUCUUAGGAGUCAAAGCUUUCAAAAUUUAUAAGGUGCUUUGCUAAAGAAAACUCACUGCAUUGCAUAAUAUAAAGACCUUUUCCUUCUACUGAUUUGUUUUGCUUCAUGUACAACUGUGAAUCAAAGCUUGUUCUUCAUUAAUCAGUCAGUGGGCAUAGAGGAUUAAUUUCAGAAUUUAAAAGUGAAGCAAAACACCACAUCUGUCAUAGUGUCUGAGAAACAGUCUUUCUUCUUUCACAUAAGUAUUAAUAUCCACAUACCAGUGAUGGCUGCCAUGAUUUGAAGUAAGGCAGGAAUGAAACUAAUACAAAAUGAAUCUGAAUCCUUGAGAUCAAGUCCUCUUGCUGCUGUGAAAUGAGUGGACUGACCAACUGCAUACUUUAAAGACAGUUUUGUGAUGUCAAUUCAUUCCCAUUGACUCCAUUUUCUGAUUAUUAUCUUGAAUGUUUUGGUGGAAGCAAGCAUUCCCCAUUAAUUUGUAAUUCCCUUAAUUAAGCAUUUGCUUUAUCCAUUUUCCCUAGUGGAGUGUUAAUUUUUGGUUUUUUAUUCAUACCAUUCUUAAUAAAGUUUGGAGCUUAUUAAAGGUAGCCACCUGUUAAAGGAUGGGUUAUGCAACUGAGAACCUGUCAACAUAGGUGUGCAGUGGUGUGAAGAAGAAACUAACACUUUUAAAAUCACCUAGCUCCUAGACCCAAUUUAAGGUCACUCAGUACCCUGAGGCUUCAGAAGAAAGAUUCAGAACAUUCAGAUAUGAAACAAAAGUUAGUCUUAAAGAACAGGGGACAAUCUUUUUUUCCCUUUCUAAGGUACUUGGCAAUUUGUUUUUUUCAAGGGCAGAUAAGCCGAUCAAUUAAUAGUUCAAUCCUUAGCACUGAGUGUUGUGCUGCUGAGGACUAUGUGAAGUGAUAUGAGAAAAACCUCUACAAACUAAAGUGAAUUUCAUCAACUAUUCUCAGACAACAGACCAAAUAUUCAUAUAAUAAUUGUGUCACAUAAUGCUAUCUCAUAGUAUACAUAAGUAAAUCAGAUUUUUUCCUACUAAAAUCCUUUGCUUUGACAGCAGUUCAUAUGAUUUGUUUGUUAGUUUAACUUUAAUUUCCUGUCGUUUAUACCCAAAGCAGGCAGCUGUAGAGUAUAAGAUUAAAAAAAAUUAAUCAAUGGGUAACCAUUUCAAAAAGAGGAUUUACUAAGUUCAGUGACUGAAUAAGGUGUUUUCCUUAUUAAACUUUAUAAAUGUUCAACAUUAAUUUGGACAAAUAAAUAUUAUAGGUAGUAAUCAACGAAUGAAGUUGCAUUUGGUAACAAGGACAUGUCAUCUUUAUAGUUUCCAAAUAUUUAGGUUUGGUUUAUAGGUCAAAGUAGGGGGAAAAAAAACCUAUUCCUUAGCUAUACUAUUCUCCCAUUUCUUGUUUUCUCAUUGUUGAAAAAAAAAAGUCUCCCUUUGUAAAUGGAAUAGAUGUUCAGUGUCCAUAUUCUCUUUUUAAAAAAAUAUGUCUUAGGAAAGUGGAAACUAUUAAAUAACUUAUCAGAGUUAGGGGAUACAAGAAGACAUUUUCAUAUGAAUCUCCAUUUUAGGAUUUCCUUUUGUCCUUCACUUUCAUUAUCUUAAACAGGCAAAAAGGCAACCAGCUGUCUAAUACUCUUCCCACUUCAGGGGUUUGGCUUAGUACAAAAUGUGGUUUUACAUUUUGCUGUAUUUAAAAAAAAAUUUCCUUCAAGUUAAAGGAAAAUAUUGUGGAUAACCACUGGUGCAUUUUAAAAUUGUCUCAAACCAUGUCAAAGAAAAUUGCAUAUUUUUUUCAAGUUUCUUUCCACUGAUCUUAUGCAGUCAUAAACAAUACAUUUGUCAUCUUUGGCUUUCACUCCCAGAUUAUACCCCCGCAGUUAAACUUUUGGCUAUAACUGCCCCCCUUUUGGGGGUACUGUUUUUUGUGUUUUCCCCACUUCUAAGAUGUUUCUAAUAGACUCUAGCCACCCUGAGGACUUGGACAGUCAUGUGUGCUAUAUGAAUUGUUUUUUAGUAUUGUUCCCAUUUCCCAAAGAGCUCAUGUUUUCCAAAAGAGAGAAGCUGAUGUAAGGGAAAUCUGAACUUCUGAAGAAUUUUUGCUUUGGGGCACACCCUGCACAUAUGGCCUUAAGAAAGGAGUAUACCUGAAUGUGUGGUACAAAUGUUUACCAUGCUGGCUCUAGCCUCCUAUGGAACUUUCUUUUAAGCUAGCUGCUCAACCUCUGUAACUCCUACAACCACAGCUCUAUCAUAUCUGGCACAGGAGAGCAAGCAUACAUGUAGACACGAUGGCUUGAAGUAGUUUUAUUUCCACAAACAAGAUAAAUACUGCAUGUAUACUGACAUGUUUCAAUAACAGCUAAAUAAGAUGUGGACAGAAUGUUGAAAUAGACUUCACUUUCAACAAGUAUAUUUCACUUCCAAAAACCGGUAGCAAACAUUUAACUCCUCAACAUUGCUUUGAGCCAUGCUUCAUUAGGUAGAUGGGCAGCAGGAUCUGCUUAUUAGCCAAUUUCCUAUUUGUUGGGAUGGAAACUAAGUCUAACCCAAACCUUAGAAUGAACAGUUUCCUGAGCUAUUUAGGUAGAUUAAGCCUUCUAAACUUAAAGAAUAAAAAUAGUCAAGUAGACUUCUGUGUAGACUGUAGCCAUAACUCUCAAAUAUGAAAAAGGGACCUAAUACCAGUAUGUUAUAAAUGUUGAUGUUUGAUGUGUACAAACCUAUUUUUAUGCAUGUGUCACUCUGUAUACAGUAAAUAAUGAAUCAUGUUUAUGUAAGUACAUGUGUUUUGUGGAAGUUCAUAAAACAUUUGAUAAAAUGU